UUGUGAACGAACCGACCACCAAGCGGACGACCGCUUGUGGUGUGAAAAAAGUGAUCAAAACAAGCCGGAAAUCCGCCUGUUUGUCCCGGAAACGCUUGACUGUCCAAGCCGCAACCCGAAAGACACGCAUUCGCUUCACCAUGAGCAAAAAGCCGAUGGUUAAACGCACCAACAGCCAACUGUCGGUCGGGCCGAAUCUUUCCGCCGGCGGUGCAUCGGUAAGCCGCUGCGAGGAACAGCUCGAUGCCGCCAUAUUCCGGACCCUGACCGUGCUGACCAAGCGCCAUCAGCCGACGGACGAGUUUAGGGCGCAGUUUUGCCGGGGCGCGUUCCUGAAACCGAACACGAAGGCCUUCAUCCAGGUGAUGCACUUCCUGUUCAACGUGUACGAUGCGCGCGAGUUCCGCAAGCGGUUCUACUGGCCCAUCUACGACAAGGGUGCGGAGAAUGCGUUCCGCACCUCGACGGUCGAGUACGUGAACAGCUUGAUCGAGCGGGGCAAGCUGGUCGGCAUGGAAAAGAUAAAGGCGCACGUCGUCGUCCUGCCGGGUGGGGCCAAAUUCAUGAAGUUUCUGCUCACGCUGAUCAAGUUCGUGCUGCAGGAGGAGUUGCGCCGAGCGAAAGCGUCCAGCGGUCUUGCGCCCGACGCUGAAGUUGAGCCGAUCACAAAAACGCGCAUCGCCCAAAUGAUCGCUUCCCACAAACGUUUGGUUGAUGUUAGCGAAGGAAUUCGCGGCACCAUUCGAGAGGACGUUGCCGCACUGACGGAACGGACGCGCAAGAUUGAAUCGCUAAUCGAGACAGUCCUGCAGGGGUGCGAUUUAGCGCAACAGAUGAACUACAACAAGCUGAUGCUGCUUUGGGACGUGCGGAUAAACACGCAGCACAGGGAGCAGCAAAAGAUCCGGCAGCGCAUGCAGGCGAUCGCCGACGAAUACGACCGGGUGGUGGAGAAGACGGAGAGCAAGCUGAAGAGCAAUGAGCUGACGCUGCCGUUCACGAAGGAGCAGCUCAAGGAUUGCCUUGACAAGUACACCGCGCAGCCGGGCAUGGAACAGGUGCACCAGCACGCGCAGGACGUGUUCGACGGCACCGGGAAGCUGCAUGCGGUCAAGCUGCUGCAGCUGCUGUCCGAGGACGUGCUGCCCAGCGUGGAACAGUUUUGCGGCUUUUGUGUGAAAAACCCCGAUGUCAUGAAGUACGAGCAGAAGGAACUAUCCAAGGUCGCGAUCAAGUUCGACGAACUUCGUCAGCAGAUCGAUAUGCUGCAACGCAGCCUGCCCCCGCUCGAGGACUGCCAGCUGCGGGACCUGCCGGGCGGGGACGAAAGUCCCGACAAGCUGGGAAAGGACAACUUCGCCAUCAAGAACAAGCUGUUCUGUACGCCCCCGAUCGUGAUGGACUUUGACGCACAGUCGGACGAGUUUCACGCCGCCGCUCUGGCCGGGCCAAGGAGUCACCAGCGGCUGGCACUGUUGAACAGAGAGGAUGUGCACGCGAUGAACGCACGAAUGAAGUUACUUUCCGUGAGUUCGUACCAGUUGCGCAGUCCGAAACCAGCGCCAAAGCAUCUGAAGCCGUCGACGGGCGAUCAAUCGAACGUUCCGCAGCCACCGAACGCGACGACGGGCUUUGCCGUGCCGCGUAUCGCACGCAAAGAAAAGCUAAACCCGCUCACCAUGCUGAACCGCAUCAAGGCGCAAAGCCAAAAACAAUGCAGCUCCUCCCGCUCCAAUGGUGAUGCACCGCCGGUCAAUAGUACGAUGAACAUAUCGACGCUGAGCGAGAUCACACUACGGCCCGAGUUUUCUUCCACCCUGCUCGGGACGCCGGAAAAGUGUGGCCCCGGUACGGUGGGUCGCACGCCGAACGAGGAGGACGUGGAGCGGAAACCAAGAUCCGUCCAGACGCUACAGGUUCCGCAGCAGCAGCACCAGCAGCAGAUCAAACGGAUGGUUAGCUCACCGACCGUACACUCCAGCCCACGGCUGAUGGCAAUCUACGCCGGUUCGAACACGUCCAAAUCGACGGUCUCACCGAAAACCCUGCUCCGUGGGCCGGGAGGCCAGCGAACGUCCCUGAAGCGAAGCUCACUGAUCGAGAACGAAUCGACGGUGCAUACAUCCCCCUCGGGAAGGUUGGAAUCGCUCGUGAAGCACGACGAACUGCCAUUACAACGUUGCUUACCGUUGCCAUUGGCGCUCGAGCCGGAAUCGGAACCGGGUAUCACCAACAGUGGUCAAGAAUUGGUGGACACGUCCGAGGACAAAACAUUGCGUCCUGAGAACGGUGGCCAAACAGAAGACCUUUCCCGCACACUCCUAGCGAUCAGUGCCGGUGGCAUUAGUCAGAUAGAGGUUGGUGAAGCUGAAUGUAAACCAGCAAGCGGUGAGAAAACCGGCGAAGACUUGCACAUUCCAGCGCCGGACGAAGACGAUCUGUUCAAUGUGAGCGACGGAAUAGUGACGGAUUUUGAAUGAGUUGUUGGUCCGUUCGAGUCGUGGACGUUCUCGUUACGUUGAUUUUAAAUCGUUAAACUUUCAUGCAACGCUUUCGGUCUCUUUCUCUGUGUUAACUCAUGUUAUACGUAUUAGAAUUAAGUAUAUAGGAAAAAGAAGGCUUUAUAUAAAAUAUGCUUUUUAUUGAAAUAA
This is a messenger RNA of Anopheles arabiensis, 2651 nucleotides long. RefSeq names its product augmin complex subunit dgt6 (gene dgt6). Gene Ontology annotation, biological process: spindle assembly. Gene Ontology annotation, cellular component: mitotic spindle microtubule; HAUS complex. Gene Ontology annotation, molecular function: microtubule binding. The record is from RefSeq and is a predicted model, not a curated record. Lineage: Eukaryota; Metazoa; Arthropoda; Insecta; Diptera; Culicidae.